Striga asiatica is the source of this 1691-nucleotide messenger RNA. The record is from the annotation of a GenBank genome assembly. Lineage: Eukaryota; Viridiplantae; Streptophyta; Magnoliopsida; Lamiales; Orobanchaceae.
GAAAAUGAAAGAUUAUCUCGAGAAUAAAAAAUUAGAACAAUUAAUAAAAUUAGAAAAAAUGUGUUUUUACAUGUUUCCAAUCUACACAUUAGAAAGUGCAUUAUAUUUUAUUAUAUUAUAAAAAGUUAUGAAGGAAAAAAAAAUGCAGAAGAUAUAUAACAUAAGGACCAGAAGGCCACGAACAUAAGAGCACAAAAGCCUUAUCAGUGGCAUCAUCUGGAGGUGGACUCGCUCAAUUAAACUGACGAUCGAAGGCUAGGAAUGAAAAUUCCCAGAGCCAGGGCUGAUAUAAACCCCCUUUAUCUCUCUCAAGACGAUUGCCACACUCUGUAGCCAUGGCUGCUCUCAAGCUUUCAUUCUGUUUAUGCUCUUGCUCAUGCGUUUGUGCUCCAUCCCUUUCAAUCAACACUUCUUUUCGCACUCCAAAAAUGGCUCUAAGCAGCAAAACCAGUGACGCCAUCAAUUUAAUUUCAUCCAACUAUCAAAAUCUGCAUCUGGUCUGGACUUUGCAAUCCACCACAAGAGUCAGUUUGGACAUUACAUUAUCUUACCAUUAGGCUGAUAAUUAUUCAACAGUAAUAACAUAUUAACCAAGGAAAAGAAAAAAAGAAAUUAGCUGCGAGGGUCAUCAGGAAGGAUAUUUUGGGCAUAACAGAAAAACAAGGAGAUAAGAGUUCUUGUUCAUGCUUUUAUCUUGUGAAAGGUCAUUAUUUGUUUGCAGCUUAUCCUUUAAGGAGAAACCAGGAGACAUUAGAUGCAGACUUUGCAGUUCGGUUUCGGUUCACUUCUCCAUCAGAAACCCUCUUCUCGGCCGAAGAGAAUUGCAAGUGGGCCCAUUUGCAGCUUAAAAAAGUCGAACAGCACUUGGCCAGCUGUAUCUCUCUCGCUUUUUGCAUCUGGGUUUUUUCUCGGCCCACUCAUAGAUGGACUUCACUCGAGGGUGAAUCUCGUGGUGUACCAAAAUGGGGCGGUCAAUAUCGGCCCACUUCACACCAAUAUAUGGGUGCCUCCUUUACUUGGGCUGUUUUACUGCACUGUGGGGUUAAUACAGCUUGUGUUUGAUGAAAAGCUAUCGGCCGGGCCGCCUCCGGAAAGUUCCGUGGAGAAAGCAGCUGCUUCAUUACUGGCUCUGGUUCUGUUCAUCGAGUUAAGCGCUGAGCUGUACAAUGCUCGAGUGCCGGAAAAUGUGGAAGCCUAUGUGUUAUUCACAGGGGCAGAAAUAGCAUGGCUAUUGCUAGAUAGGACCAGGCUCGGUUUUGCGCUUGCUUGUCUUGUAGGACUCGGUUGCCCAGUAGCAGAAAUUCCGAUAAUCAAAUUGUUCCAUCUGUGGUACUAUCCUCGAGCAAACGUUGAAAUUUUUGGACAGGGGUUAGUGACAUGGACCAUCACUUGCUAUUUUGUGUACACACCAUUCUUGAUAAAUCUGUCCCGCUGGCUGAAAUCCGCUGCUGCAGAUGAUAAGAGUCACUAUAAGUCAUAAGAUAGGUUAAUAGAUCUGGUGUAGAUUUUCCUAUGUGAAAGUGUUAAGAUUAUAUGAAUGAGAUAGAGCUUGUUGAGGAAGAAAGAAGAAUACCUAGAUCAUGUGUACAUGUGUGCGUGUGUGAUUCCACAAUAAAAAAACCAAGUACGGAUAUUUCAAAUUCGCUAUUUAUUUUUUCGAAACGGCAAACACUUUUAUAAUUAGAAAACUC